AUGUACGGCCUGUCGCUGGGGGAAACAGAUGAUGAGGAGGAUUUCUCUGCUGACAGUGGAUGGAUUCCGUGGUUCUGUGGAUUGAAAGGGCACGAACUGUUCGCGGAGGUGGAGGAAGAAUACGUCAGGGACAACUUUAAUCUCUAUGGUCUGAGACAGCGCUUUCAGUUCUACGAGCAUGCUCUUGAGAUGAUCUUGUCCUCAGAGGCACCUGAGGAUGAUGACCUGGCCGAUGCCGAGUUUCUGGAAAUCUACAGGGAUGCCAGUGACUUGUACGGUCUUAUUCAUGCGCGGUAUAUUGCCUCUCCAAGGGGCCUUCAGGCGAUGCGUGACAAGUACCUGAAAGGGGUCUUCGGGACUUGCCCCCGGGUGCUUUGUGACAGACAGCAUACGCUCCCAAUGGGCCUGGCUGAAGAUCUCCGUGCUGCGCAGGUGAAGAUCUUUUGCCCCAAAUGCGAGCAGGUCUACGCAGCCAAGAGCAAGUACAGAGAACUUGAUGGAGCUUUUUUUGGGAUGUCAUUCCCGCAGAUCUUCCUUCAAACAUAUCCAACUCUGCUUCCAUUGGAAGUACCGAGGCACCCAGCGCGUGAAGCCAUGUUUCCGUUUUUUCCAGUAUGGUGA
Messenger RNA from Cladocopium goreaui, 621 nucleotides. NCBI's taxonomy places the organism in Eukaryota, Dinophyceae, Suessiales, Symbiodiniaceae. The record is from the annotation of a GenBank genome assembly.